AUGUCCAAUGAGACCCAGAAAGCCGACCAGAUAGCUCACAGGUUCUACACGAAGCUCACUCUUGUCGUCUAUCAUGCCAGGGCAACCCUCGAGCCCCUUCCGCAGGCUAAAGUGGAUAAGUGGUUCAAUCUCGAGACACCAGACCCUGACAUACUCAAGGAGCACACCCGACUUUACCGUUCUAUCUCCUCCGCAGCGUCGACGCCCGCUUUCCGCCUCCAAGUUGUGCUGCGUGUCCCCGAGCUGACGAACAAUCAAGUGCUCCUCUAUCUCCCUCUCGACUCUACGAGACAGCAAGUCGACCCGACUCCGAGAUUCAUCCUGCUCGAAUCAUGGGAUAUCACUUUCUCGCCCAGGAACACUUACGCUCGCCCCGGUGUCGAUGAGGUGGAUGUUGCGCCGGCGACGAUGUACAAGCACGGCGUCCCGCUGUUCCGGAGUAUAUUCACACUUCUCCGCAUCAUUCCUGCAUGGAAGCUCGCUCGAAGGCUGCGCAGGCGCACAGUUGGGCGGAAUGGGCACUUUAGCAUUGAGUUGCGCGUGCAGGCAGGAGAUGAUGGCCGCGAAGGCAUUCUGGGGUUCGACUCGCCUUUCGCUCCCGGAAGGGGUCAGCUUGCACAGGAUGCACACGCGUUUCCCCCUAUCACGCACCCAUCGGGCACACUUGCGUUUUCUGUGACAUAUCUGACAGCGCCUCACUUCGAAGUGGAUGAACGCGAGUCACACCUAUCUCGUUUUCUGUCAUUGGACGAGGGUACCGAGUUUACGCCAACACUGGUGAAGAACCAGCAGCGCGAUUCGUUAUCGACCUCACCUGGUAGCCUGCCGAUGCGCACGUCUCUCCCUCGCUCUCCCCCAUCGGUUGCAGACCGCUUCGUGGUACCACCGCCAAUAAGCUCUCGCGCCACAUCGUUUCCUACCCAUAACAGCAGCCCGCGCAUGCAGAACGUGGCGUUGCCUUCUACGCGGCGACCAUCAAAUGCGGGGCUAGGAGCGACGGGAUCAGCGUCUGGGUUGUCGGACGCGUCGUCUUCGAGGCAGGGUACGGGGUCAGUUGGUGAGGGUCAGACUGUGUCUGCCUUAGCAGCUAGAUUGAGGAGAGAAAGCACGGGGAUGGUGCGCGGCGGGGAUCAUGCCUCUGCUCCAGGUCCUGUGCCGAUUCGCCGCUCACCGAUAAACCCUGUCAACCCGUUCAAAUCCUCAACACUGUCAUCCGGUUCGCCCUCUCUCCACUCGCCAUCGCCUUCGCUCCGUCAGCACUCGCCUUUGUCUUCACUCCCUGGUGGCGCGGGUCCUUCACUUCCAUCGCGACCUGCGUAUACGUCACCGACGUCCUCACGAGCAAUUUCGAGUACCGGCCCGAUUGGAAGCAGAGCACCGUCAUCUCCUGUGACGCCAUUCCGGCCUUCUCCCCCGUUUGCGCCAUCGAGCUUGGGCGGGCGUUCUUUGGCGAGUGCAGAAGGCGCUUUAGCGGGCGUCUCGGAAAGUCCUAGGUUGGCGAGCGGCAAGAGAUAUUCAAGUAGUUUUGGACAUCGGUAUGCGGCAACGGGAGGCGCGGGUAGUGAGGGUAGUGCAGGGAGUGGGGCGAAGGAGGUCAUUGUGGGUGCUGUGUUGAUGCUCAUGACUCCUCAGGGCGCUUCAUUCCUCAGCACGAAUACGGAUGACGAUGACAUCUCGGCAUUUGUACAGGAUAUCGACGCGCGGAAGCCAUUAGUUGGGAUGAGAGAACAGAGCACGCCACCACAAACAGUGUCCCCAGAAGAGGAUUCGAGCUCUGGGAGAGAGGAACGGUCGCCGAGCGUGCAUUCACGCACACGAACAGGGUCCAUGCCUGAGCCGAUGCUCGCCACCGAGGCUGCGGUGGAUGAGCGCCUGCGGGAGAUGAACGAGGCAUUCAUGACGAGUUUACGGGGUCUCGGAGGAAGGCGGCGAGCGCGUCAGGGAUCUGGAAAUGGUAGCGGAGCGACCACUGAGAACCGUCCUGAUAGGGCGGAGGGUGUAGGGUCAGGUGCGACGAGAAUUGAUAUUGGCGGGAUUGCGCUGCCUCCAGAGUACGUGCGACCACGACUGGGGUCCGCUGCCAGUGCAGGGUCGGGGUUCAGUAUUGCAUCGGGGGAGGUGCUCGGGCGGAUGGAUCCCGAGGUCCCUGGUGAUACAGGAAGAUGUAAUCGUUGA
Fibroporia radiculosa is the source of this 2175-nucleotide messenger RNA. RefSeq lists its product as uncharacterized. The record is from RefSeq and is a predicted model, not a curated record. The transcript is spliced from 5 exons. The coding region runs from base 1 to 2175 and encodes 724 amino acids. Gene Ontology annotation, cellular component: cytosol; extrinsic component of membrane; Atg1/ULK1 kinase complex. Gene Ontology annotation, biological process: mitophagy; protein localization to phagophore assembly site; autophagosome assembly. Lineage: Eukaryota; Fungi; Basidiomycota; Agaricomycetes; Polyporales; Fibroporiaceae.